GAUACGAUUUCUGGCUUCUAUGAUGAUACGGUGAAUAUUUUCAUACAGAACAUUGUUGACUCCGUUUGUUUUUUUUUUAUUAUUUUUAAAGUUUCCGUCAGAAACCCGCAACUACUCGGCGCAGGGAUAUUAUUUCUGUGAACCUGCCGCUCCUCCGCCGUUAAGAUGAAGAAAAGUAGUUCCGAGAAGAAACCCAGCCAUGUGGUGGCCUGGCUCAACAAGGCCGAGUGGGACCAGGUUCUGGAGUACCUGUACUCCAAGGAUGUGGCCCUGCAGAGGUUCGCGCUGCACAGGAUCUCGGCCUGGAGGGCUCGGUACGCCCACAGCACGCCCGUGGCCGUGGACUGCACGGCGGACCUGGUGAGGUGUCAGGUUCUGGACCGGUCCGGACAGCUGAACGGAGACGAUCUGGUCCUGCUUUAUGGGACGGCCCUGGUCCGGUUCGUGAACCAGAUCACCGAGCGGCAGCAGGGGAAGGUAGCCCGGCCUCUGAGGCGGCUGGUCGGGAAACUGAACAUCCCCGAGUGGGUCGUGGACCUGAGGCACAACUUCACCCACAGGAAGCUGCCCACCCUGAAGUGGAGCCGGAAGGGGUGCAAGGUGGUUCUGGAGUGGCUCCAGCAGGAGUUCUGGUCCAGGCAGCUGGGAGGGUGUCCUGAGGCCUGGGACUCCCAGUCUGAUGAUGAGGAGGAGGCUGAGCUGAAGCUCCUCACCAGACAGAAACAGAUGGAGAACUACAAAACUGCCCGGAGUCUGCUGGUUUCUUAUGAACAGGACCGGUACCAGAGCCUGGACGGGCUUCAGGAGGACAGGGAGAGGAGCCUGUGGAAGACCCCCCUGUCAGACCUGAGCUGGCUGCUGGGGGAGAUCAAACAGUUUGCUCUGGAGUCCAGCGAGAUGCUGGUGGACGUUCUGCUGGAGGACGGCUUUCUGGUUCCGACCCCGGAGCAGCUGGAAACCGUGGGCUGCGAUCCUUCAAAGAACCCCAACCCCACAGAACCGCGACUCCCCCAGGUCUUCCUGCGGUUCUGGCUGCCCCUGCUGAAGGUGCUGAACUCUCUGUCGUUCGUGCACCUGCUCCUGGAGAAGCUGUUCGCAGAGCUGAAGCUGCUCGCCAACGAGCAGAACCACCACAGAACCUUCUACCUCUCUGCGUGGAUCUCGGAGCUCCUCCUCUGCAACAAGUUCGAGUUCCGCUUUGAAACCAAGGUGCAGAAGAAGGCCUGGGCCAAGGACCGGAUCUUUGUGAACCGGAUCCAGCUGCGCUGGCAUCAGCUGCUUUCGUCGUGCCUGGACGCCCCCUGCAUCAGCACGCCUCACCUGCUGCGGUUGAUCCUGGACGACAUGGAGCACCCCCUCCCCCCGGAGACCCGUCAGAACCUGCUGCAGCUCUGCUCCAUCUACACCCAGACGGCCCACACGGAGUCCGGCCCGGCCCAAGAGCGUCAGCAGCAGCCCCUCUACACCCUGGAGAGUCUGCACGAGAAGCAGAUCCAGCUGUGGAGGAGCGCGGCGAGCUCGGACAGAACCAAGACCCCCCAGGAGCUGAAACGGGCCGAGGUUCUGGCUGAGAGGGCGAAGGCGCUCCGAGGUUCUCCCUGGCAGGUGUGCUCCGAUAACGUCCCGUGGAAGAACUUUGCUCUUGGAAAAGUUCCCGGGCAGUCAGACGACCCGUCGUGCCUCAUGGUGGAGGCUUAUUCUCCGAUGACCGUCUUCGACCAGCCGGUGGACCUGGACAGCACCGGGACCCAAAACGUCCCGGGAACCUCCGGUUCCACCAGAACAGCCGAAGGCCUCCUGUGGAGCCAAAGUGACGUCAGCAGGCUGAAGUCUGGACUGAAGCUUUUCUGAGUCGUGCUGUUGAUGAAAUGUUGACUCUGGUGUUCAGAACCAGAACCGGUCCGUUUCUCCUGCAGGGAGGGAGGACACGAAACGAGUCCAGCUCUGGACGCAGGAACCGUCAAAUUCAUGAUCAGUUUGAGAUUUUGUCGACAAAAGCUUCAGUGAAUUUUGAAAAUAGUUGUGAAAUAAACAAAUUUUCAGUUCACUCUUGUACAGGAAGAUGAAUUAAAACGUUUAGUUUCAAAU
This is a messenger RNA of Nematolebias whitei (Rio pearlfish), 2088 nucleotides long. RefSeq names its product LAS1 like ribosome biogenesis factor (gene las1l). The record is from RefSeq and is a predicted model, not a curated record. Gene Ontology annotation, cellular component: Las1 complex; preribosome, large subunit precursor. The transcript has a single exon. Bases 166 to 1851 code for a protein of 561 amino acids. Gene Ontology annotation, molecular function: endonuclease activity. Gene Ontology annotation, biological process: maturation of 5.8S rRNA; maturation of LSU-rRNA. Lineage: Eukaryota; Metazoa; Chordata; Actinopteri; Cyprinodontiformes; Rivulidae.